This is a messenger RNA of Triplophysa dalaica, 3165 nucleotides long. It is a transcript of the gene egr1, whose product is annotated as early growth response 1. Gene Ontology annotation, molecular function: RNA polymerase II cis-regulatory region sequence-specific DNA binding; DNA-binding transcription factor activity, RNA polymerase II-specific. NCBI's taxonomy places the organism in Eukaryota, Metazoa, Chordata, Actinopteri, Cypriniformes, Nemacheilidae. Bases 436 to 1950 code for a protein of 504 amino acids. Gene Ontology annotation, biological process: regulation of transcription by RNA polymerase II. The record is from RefSeq and is a predicted model, not a curated record. The transcript has 2 exons.
AGCCCAAGCGAUUCAGCGCGAGUGCAGAUAGCUGAUAGGCAACACGUUGCUAUAUAUAUAUAUCCAAAUACAUUUUGACACGUUAAAUAAAUGUGAUAAGUGAAUUCAAAACAACAACAACAACAACUAAACAGCAAAUUGGAACACGAUCUGAUCUGAUGACAAAAAGUGAAACUGAAUUUUCUACGUUAGGGAAUGAACUAAAAGGGACAUUCUGAAUCUCAGUCUUUGUAAUCGUAGUGGAUUUUUUCUGCCUCCUUGGACAAACAACAAGGAGAAAAGGGGGAACAAGAAGAGCAAGAGUUCUGUAAGUGAUCAGGAGAUCAUCCAGAGAGGAGAGUCAGACAACGCAGCAUCUUCACGCUUGUCGUCCCAGAGGGCUCGCGGCUGAUCUCUCCUGCAUACUUCUCUUCUCUUCGAGCACACUCCAGAGAGAUGGCUGCAGCCAAGACAGAGAUGCUUCUGCCUGCUCUGCAGAUCUCAGACCACCUGAGCUUCCCUCACUCCCCCAUGGAUAACUACCCCAAGCUGGAAGAGAUGAUCAUGCUCAACUCCGCAGGGACUCCCUUCCUCAAUGCCUCUGCGCCUGAAGGAACGGGCUUCGGCUCUGGGGAUCCGGGAGAUCAGUUUGAUCACCUUGCCGGAGACACACUCUCAGAAAUCUCCAUGGAUAAAUCUAUGGCUGAUCAAAGCUAUACCCAACGGCUGCCCCCCAUCUCUUAUACCGGCCGUUUCACCCUCGAACCCGCCACCAACUGCAGCAACAGUCUGUGGGCUGAGCCCCUGUUCAGCCUGGUGAAUGGGUUGGUGACCAUCAACUCACCCCAUACCUCCAUCCAAACUUCUUCGAGCUCUCAGGGAACUCCCUCAUCUUCCUCGUCUUCUAUCGCAACCUCCUCUUCCACAUCCAGUGCCAGCAUGAGCUGCUCCAUCCACCAUAGCGAGCCCAACCCCAUCUAUUCGGCAGCACCCACCUACUCCAGCGCCAGUCCAGACAUCUUCCCUGAGCCCGGCGCAAACUUUCCCACCACGGUUUGCACCACACUGCAGUACCCUCCUUCGACUUACUCCAACAACAAGGCCACCAGCUUCCCUGUGCCAAUAAUCCCAGACUAUCUGUUCCCCCAGCAACAAAGCGAGAUCAACUUGGUGGCCCCUGAUCAGAAGCCCUUCCAGACCCAAGCAGGUCAGCAGCCCUCCCUGACGCCGUUGUCCACCAUCAAGGCCUUUGCCACUCAGACGGGUUCUCAGGACCUGAAAAGCAUUUACCAGUCUCCGCUCAUCAAGCCCAGCCGCAUGCGCAAGUACCCCAACCGGCCCAGCAAGACACCCCCACAUGAGCGCCCGUAUGCAUGCCCCAUGGAGACCUGCGACCGUCGCUUCUCACGUUCAGACGAGCUGACGCGUCACAUCCGCAUCCACACGGGCCAGAAGCCCUUCCAGUGCCGCAUCUGCAUGCGCAACUUCAGCCGCAGCGACCACCUGACAACCCACAUCCGCACGCACACCGGUGAGAAGCCUUUCGCUUGCGAGAUCUGUGGCCGCAAGUUUGCCCGCAGCGACGAGCGCAAACGGCACACUAAAAUCCACCUGCGGCAAAAGGACAAGAAGGCAGAAAAGGGCGCUGUGGCUGUACAGAGCUCGGUUUCCAGCAUCUCCCUCUCAGCCUCCUCUCCAGUGUCCAGUUAUCCCUCUCCCAUCACAUCAUACCCAUCCCCGGUGUCCUCCUUCCCUUCCCCUGUGAAUUCCUGCUACUCCUCUCCCGUCCACAAUUCCUACCCCUCCCCUUCCAUCGCAACCACCUACCCCUGCGCAACCAGCUCCUUCCAGACACAGAUGGCCAACUCCUUCUCGUCCUCGGUGGCCAGUAACAUCUACAGUUCUCCCGUCACCACCCCGCUUCCCGACAUGCAGGCUGCUCUGUCCCCGCGGACAGUAGACAUCUGCUGAGACUUUUGCCACCCUCCAGCCUCCACUGGCUCAAAACAGAAAGCAUCAAUGACUUUGAACUCCCCUCUGCAAGAAGCACUUUUCUGUCCAUGCUCCCAACAUGGUCCAGUUGCAAACCAGUCAAAGACUCUGCAAGAACAUUUGAAAACAAAAGGGAUUUUUGUGUCGUUCUCCCCCAUCGAAAAUCCUUUCCUUUCAAACGAGACUCGAACGACAAACAAAAGCAACAGGCUUCGGCACGUUUCUCUUAAGACUGUGCAUGCACAGACGUACUUGCAACGCAGAAUGAGGACAUUAAUGGUGUAAUGGAAGCCUGUGGGCUUCAGGCUGAGAAGCUUGACUCGACAGGUGUACAGUUACAAAAGACAUUUGAUGAAUAAUAUACAUAAGCUACAGUAUAUUGUACAUGUGCCAUGUUUCCUUUUCGUUUUGACCUUUUCGUACCAUUGUUGUGAAAAUUGAUUUGAAUAUUUGCAUUGUAUUAUUCUCAAUUGAGCAGGGCCAUAUUUUAUAAGAUACAUUCUGUAUUACGUAGUAAAAAUGCUGUGAUAAGUUCUUGACCUUGUUUGACUAGAAGCACUUAAGUACUCUGACGCAUGUGGAAGCGUGAUGUUCGUUUCUCUUAUUUUGUAAAUAUCAGCCACUGGUACUAUCUUUCUCUUUAUCAAAUGUGACAACAAAAAUCUGCUAAACGGAGGGGAAAACAUCCGAAAAGAAUCACAGCCACAAAUCUUUAAUUGUUUUGGUGCCUUUUGUGAAGCCUUGCAGAUGUUUUGACAGGUAUCAGCAUGUGGAUGCUUUGCAUCUAGCCUUAAGGUGGAAGGGAUCUCUUUUUUUGUUCUCUUUUCGUUUUUCUUUUCUAUAUUCAGAAAGUCAUUUCAAGGAUAGAAGGGAAUGAAUAUGAGGGCACUGCAUUUCUUUGGGAUGUAAGCAAAAAAGAAAACUAUAAACUAUAUUUUUGUAACGAAAUGUACAUAUCUACAUCUUGAGGAGUUGCUGUAGUUACCUACUGAGUAGGCAUGGGAUUUUUUGUAUGUUAUUUACAUGCGGUCCAUUAUUUUGUUGUAAUUUUAAUUUUGUAUUUGUGUUUGUUCAACAAAGUGACUGUUUAUGGCUUCUAAACACAUUGAAUGCGCUUACUGCCAAUGGGAUAUUUGGUGUACAAGAUAUCCUUCAAGAACAGAAAUAUAAAUAAAACAUAAAUAUAUAAAUAUA